Messenger RNA from Polistes canadensis, 5389 nucleotides. Its product is annotated as probable WRKY transcription factor protein 1. Lineage: Eukaryota; Metazoa; Arthropoda; Insecta; Hymenoptera; Vespidae. Gene Ontology annotation, molecular function: RNA polymerase II cis-regulatory region sequence-specific DNA binding; DNA-binding transcription factor activity, RNA polymerase II-specific. Gene Ontology annotation, biological process: regulation of transcription by RNA polymerase II. The record is from RefSeq and is a predicted model, not a curated record. Bases 712 to 2316 code for a protein of 534 amino acids. The transcript has 4 exons.
CGUCGUCGUUGUUGUCGUCGUCGUCGUCGUCGUCGUCGUCGUCGCCGCCGUCGUCGUCGCCGUCGUCGUUAAAGAAACGUUACAGGAAGACAUCCUCGUCGACUCGUCGGUCAACCUCAGAUGUCUUCUUUUCUUCGUAGCACCACCUGCCGCUCUGUGCUUUCGCGUGGUUGCAUCGACAGCGGCAGGUCCUCUUAUCGACUCUCUCCUUUCCUUCCUCUUCCCAUCCUUCUUCGAUAUUUUCUUAUCCAGCUCGAAACGGACUCUCUUUUCUCGAAGAAAGUUUCGAAGAGACUUGUCGCUCGGUGGUCUUGCUCCACCGCGAUCAUGUUUACCGAUAAAAAAAGAAGGAAAAUUAUUCGGCCCGCUGCUUUACGGAAAAGUCUAAUCCCUUCGCGGAGUUUUCAUCGAAUUGUUCGCGAGUGGCAAACUGCUUGAAAUAAAGUAAAAACAAAACGGGUGAAAAGAGAGAGGGGAGAGGGCAGAAGAAAUAGAUCAAAUCCAAAGACGGUUUUGUAUACCGGUUGAAAGUUACAACCCAAAGUAUUAGAGUUCGCGGACUAUAGUAUAUGAUUGAUGGUGAGGAUAUAGGAGGAAUAAGUUGGUGUGAAAAGUAAAAUAAAAAGAAGAAGAAGAAGAAGAAGAAGAAGAAGAAGAAGAAGAAGAAGAAGAAGAGAAAGAUCGAAGGUGACUAGGUGUUUUUCAGAUUGGAUGGUUCCGCGAGGGUUAAGCAUCGAGAGGUCGACUUGGGAGCAACCAGAGCCGGAACAGCAACGUUUCUACGAUUCUCCGCCACCACGGAUGGACGUGAGCGUGUGCUGUUUACCCGCCAGUGCCGGCUCGGGGGCCCAGCACUCUCAUCCGGCGAGUUUGCCGUCCGGUGGACAGUCGACGAUCCAGGCACCUUAUCAGUAUGCCGAUCAGAUAGUACCGGAUCGGGGUCAACCCGACGGACUCGCGGUACUCGGCUGUACCGGACAGAACAACUGGCAACAGAUCUCAAACUCGUCCACCGUCGCGGCUGGUGUCACUGCGACAACCACAGCGUACAUCGAUUAUUCUUGGCUGCAGAUGCAGCAGACAUCGGACCUGGACACGUUUCUCUGCAGACAAGAUCUCGAUCGUUUGCCAAAAUUAGACGAAGAUGACGGGGAUAAGGAUACGAGGGAAUCCUCGGUACACAUGGAGGACUUUUUUGAAGUCGGUGGUCCAGUUUGCAGACCACAAGUUAGUUUCAUAUCGUCGAGGAGUCAACCGGGUGGAAACGACGACGACGUCUUUCUCAGGCCUCCCCUUUGGGAAGACAUUACGUCGAGCAUUCAAAAGCUCGACCCGGAGAACGCGGAUAUGUUGGGUUCUCAAUCUCAUAUUAAAAUGGAAUCCGACGACGUGACAUCUCCGGUUCUUUCACCGGUCGAAAUAAAAACAGAGCCUUUGCCAGCCCCACCGACUUUACACUUGCUCGAAGGGCCAGCCUCGAAUCCGGGACAGAGCUUUUCUAAUUCGGGACAGUCUAACGUGUCGUCAGGGGGACAACAACAGCUCGUUCAUCAUCGGACUACGACUACGACAGCAGCGGCAUCUUUCAAAGCUUUCCCGCCGGUUAACUCUGCAAAUGGAAAUAAUGUUGCCGGUAGUACAGGAAACGCAAAUACACCCUCCGUUGCAAGCAACAAUAACGUUAACAAUAACGUUAACAACAACAACAAUAAUAACAACAACAACAACGGGAAUAACAAUAACAACGGUAACAGCAACGAUAACUCGACGAAUCAUCACGGAUCGUCUCAAGCGCAUCAACAAGCUGGUAAUGCAACGACUUCACCGCUUUACGGCUCGAUGACCAGGUUGAUGUACAUCUCACCGUUAACACCUCCCAUCUCGGAUCCUGGUUCGCCCAUCGGUGGUGGUCCACCACGACGGACACCGCCUCCGCCCUAUCCGCAACCCUCCGUUCUAAAUCCGCCCCAUCGGAUCCAACCGCCACCCAUCACGACCAAGUUUAACAGACGAAACAAUCCUGAACUCGAAAAGCGACGUGUUCACCACUGUGAUUUCAUAGGUUGUACGAAAGUAUACACGAAGAGUUCGCACCUGAAGGCCCAUCAGCGAAUACAUACGGGAGAAAAACCAUACCAGUGCCAGUGGCCGGAAUGUGAAUGGCGAUUCGCGAGAAGCGACGAAUUAACGCGGCACUACAGGAAACACACUGGUGCGAAACCAUUCAAAUGCGCGGUCUGCGAGCGAUCGUUCGCAAGGAGCGAUCAUCUCGCCUUGCACAUGAAGAGACAUCUACCGAAGCAGCACACCAAGUGAAUUUACACCGACCCCGACUCAAACGAAGAAAAUUCAAGAAGAAAAUAUAUCAAGGGCUCUUUCUAGCCCUCGGUAGUAAAGGCAACGUAGCGAAAAACAUUCUAGGAAAGAAUUUCUCUUCGAAUCGUUUAGAUCUGUUUUCUCACCCUUAAAAUCGAGUCAACUUUUCGCGUUGACUCGCAAAAAUCAGAUCGACAUUGUCUUCUUGAUCGGUAUAAAAAGAUAAACUCUAUUGAAUGAUCGAAAUGUCCUCUUUUUCUAAAAGGCUGGAAAGAGAACCUAUGCUACAAGUUCGCUUUGUAUCUCAACGAAACGAUUUAUUUAUUCCAAAUAAUUUGUUUUUGUCGUUUCGAUUGCACCGCUUACCUACGUAGAUAAAUUAAAGCUAAUUCAACUUGGACAGAAAUGAAAGGGCUUUCGUCGCUUUACGUCGAUAAAAGCUCAAUUUUCAAAGGCUUGAUAUUAAGAAAAUUUCGCGUUUAAGAGAAUGCACGAUCGCUUCGUUUUGUAUGUAUGUAUGUAUGUAUGUAUGUAUGUAUUACUCUUACUACUACUACUACUACUACUACUACUACUACUACUACUCUUAGAACGUUCGCGAAAGAGGCCGGACAAAAUAUUCGUUCUCGAAUACUUAAUCCAAAAGAUUCUCACGCGCGUAUACAUGUCUCUAUUUACGAACGUAUAACGUCUCCUCUUUCUCCCUCUCGUAGUAUUUAUUAUAUCGUUAUACCUAUCACGGCGUGCAAAAAGAAGUUUCCUAUCGAAGCGUGCAAUGUUUGACGACGAUAUUUUCCAUCGAUAAUUGCGGGAGAUCGGGAAGGUAAGAUUUUUGCUUGCGGCUUGCGUUCGCUGUGGCUGGACCACUAAACGGAAAGAAAAAGUUCCAAACCAUUCAAAGAUAAUAAUUAUUAUAUACUUGCCGCCAAAGAGGAAAAUAAAAAGAUGGCGGCUAACGGAGGUUGGCGAACGGAGGUUGGCGAACGGAGGUUGCCGAACGUUUUCUUCGACUCUUGGAACGAAGCUAUCAAGAAAGCUACCACCAACGUGUGGUUUACCUCGAUGUUUGUUCACCGGCUAAGGAGGUUAUGACGAAACGUAUGCCUUCGUGAUUGUACGCCGAUGGUGUGGGUGGUUGCGAGGAAAUAUUUCGUCACGGCUCAGCGUUAUGUGUUCUCUCUCACAGAAGGAAAGAGGAGAGGGAGGGGUGGGAGAGAAAAGGAGGGAGCUAGGGAGCUAGAGGGAGAGAGAGAGAGAGAGAGAGAGAAAGAGAAGAACGAUGCAGAUAUUGCAGCAAAUAGAUACGUUCCUCUCCGUUAAAGCUUUAGCCAUAGAUAUCUCGUCUCGGAUAUCUUACUUUCCGAAUCAAAGCGUUGUUACGAUCGUAAACUAGGUUGGGACAACUACAACGUGACCUAAAGUGCAAAGGGUUUCGAAGAGAAGCCAAAGCUUCCUUUCGUCGCGACGUAAUUAUUUGCCGACGAUUGUCGUUUAAUAUUAUGACGAAUACAAUAAACGUAUAUCGCGUUUUCUACAAUAUUUUUCACGUUCUAAUGUACUACGAGUGCUACCACCUUUGCGAAACAUUGAAAAAUGAAGAAAAAGAAGGAUAUGUACGUCUCAACUUUGAAAAUCGGAAAGUUUUGAAAAAAAGUCGGAACUUUGAAACACGAGCAAAAGGUGAAGAAAGAGUCGUGCAUGUCGAUGCGAAACGGCUGCGGCCAGUGGCUGAUAUCCAGUGAUGCCUCAUGUACAAAUUCUUUUAGGAGGUUUUAACGAUUAUUAGAGAUUUAUUAAGCGCGUCCCCACGUUCAUUCCCGAUUCCGAAACGUAGCGAUACCUAACGUUUCGCGAUUCGUAUCUCUAUUCUAAUGAAAUCUACGCACUUGUGUAUGUAUACGUGUAUAAAAAGAAGUAAGAAGAUAACAAGAAGAAAACUUUGCAAAUACUUAAUCCCCACUGUAGUUAAUGUAAUAUUAUUUGUAUAGCGUCGCCUCGUACCCCUACGAGGAUACUACUCCGUGUACUUUGAACCCUCCGUCACGCAAUCCCUAUUCCUCUACUUAUUAAUUAUCUUUAUAGACUUUGUUCUACCUAUUUUAGAAGACGAGCAGCGAGAAACGUGCAUUUGUGAUAAGACGAAAAGACCUCGAAGAAUCUGAACAAAAUCCUCAAAGAGGACGUGAUUUUCAACGAGUUCGCAUUACAAAUAGAGAUCAUAUUUAUGUUUCAUUUCAACUACAAACAUUCUAAUCCAUCUCUUCCAUUCCUAUUUUCUAUCAAAUUCAAUGGACGUAAAAUAAAAAGAAAUAUAUAUUCGAAAAUUUUAAUACCCUGCUAAAAAUGAACUAUUCUCACGAAUGUGCAUUGAUAAUUAUGCAAAUGGUCGAAAUUGUCUAAUUUGCCCAAAAAAAUAAUAAGGUAAAAAAAAAGAUAAUGAAAUAAAUCGCUGUAAUUGAAGUUUAACGAAAUCAGAUCUCCUUUUAUUUGUUUAUUUGAAAGUGCGUUGUCGCAUCGUCAUGUAUCAUAAGUGUAUAUACAGCGCGUAUUUCUUCCUAUUACGUGUCUCGAAUGAAUGAAUGAAAAGGUAAUCAAAAGAAUCGAACAUAUGCGCGCUUUAUAUGCUACCAUAUUCUAUGUAUAUUUGCGAUAGAAAAACAAUUCAAAAAAGAUAGCAAAGAAAUGCAAGUAAUUUAAAUUGUCGCGAUGUAUGUACGUAAUUAGAUAUAAUAUCUAUCUUGUUCUAUCGCAUUUCUCCUUAACCGCUCGUUUAUUAUAAAGAAUCCUUAUCGAACAAAAUAUGUCUAACUUAAGCCUAUUUUACCUCAUCCAACAAGGUAUCAAGCUCUAAGCCAUCAUUUAUUUUAAGCAAUAUUUACUUUUGCCUUUUUCAUAGACGAAUUUAACGAUCAUUCGUCGCACCGAAUCUGUUAAUUUUAAUAUACGAAAUAUACCUCAUGUUACGCGAACAAAAAAAAAGACGAAAGAGAAGAGUGGGAUCGAACAUUCGUGCACAUUUCCUACUUCAUUUCCUAUUGUUUGUUCAUAAUGUUAAUAAGAUGCUGUAAUUUGU